This is a messenger RNA of Priceomyces carsonii, 1536 nucleotides long. RefSeq names its product Kis2p (gene KIS2). The record is from RefSeq and is a predicted model, not a curated record. Gene Ontology annotation, cellular component: cytoplasm; nucleus; nucleotide-activated protein kinase complex. Gene Ontology annotation, biological process: signal transduction. Gene Ontology annotation, molecular function: protein kinase binding. The coding region runs from base 1 to 1536 and encodes 511 amino acids. Lineage: Eukaryota; Fungi; Ascomycota; Pichiomycetes; Serinales; Debaryomycetaceae. The transcript has a single exon.
AUGGGUAAUAACACCUCGAGUACACGAAAAUCUGCAGCGAAUGUUCAUCAUCCCGAUGGCGUCCGAAAGUCGUCAACUCUGGGACCCAGGCAUGGUAGUUUGGAUGACGAGUUCAGUGAUUUAAUAUUACACAAGGUGCUGAAACCUCAGGCAAUAAACAAGGGGCAAGAUGCUCCUAUGCAAGAAAAAUAUAGCAAUCAAUUUUCUAAUGACCUCAUUGAAGAUGAAUUUAAUGAACUUAACGAUGGAUUGAUUGAGACUGAUCCUCCGGAAGUAUCUAGAAAUUUUUUACCCAACAACGACGGAGACGAAAUGGAAAUUGAUAAGAAAGAAGAUAGUCCAAGCUCCACGGAAAAUGAAAAGCUGGACCAUAGGACCCCAACACCCGAUAUUGCCAAUGUUGAUUUCACUAAGAUUGCAGCACCUCCAUCUAAUAUGAGCGAUGUAAUGAUUGAUACAUCUUAUUUGGCAUCCGAAAGAUAUCCUGUGAAGAAGAAGGGAAAUAACUUAAUUCCAGUAGAAAUAAAAUGGGUGAAUUCAACUAAAGAAGUAAUCAAUAGACUUUCGAUUAUUGGUUCAUUUUCAAACUGGAGAGAUAUCAUAAGAUUAAAACCUUCUACGAAGCAUCCAAAUGAAUACGUAACAACGAUUAGGUUGCCAUUAGGAGUUCACAAGCUUUUAUACAUAAUUAAUAAUGAAUAUAGAGUCAGUGACCAAUUGCCAACGGCAACAGAUCAGGAAGGUAUAUUUUUCAACUGGUUUGAAGUUAUAGAUGAAUCGCAUUUGUUCAAUCAUUCACAGAAUCAGCCAAACCAUAUUGGCGCGUCAACUGCUUACGAUGCAAACAUUAUAAAUCGUGGUGAAAGUCGAACAACACAAACUGCUGGCAAGUAUGAUGUUGAUCGGAUUAACAGGAAAUCAAAUAGUUUCUUGGCGAAGGUUUCCAAGGACGCUCAAAGUUAUGAGCACAUUGAGUACAUAGACCAACCACAAGAACUGGAAAUAUUCUCUCCGCCAAAUGGAAUUGAAGAAGAGAACUCGCAAUCCUCAUUCGGAGAACCUCCCAACGUCAAAUAUUAUGAAGAAGAUCAGUACUCGGAUUCUUUCUUGCACGAUAAAGCACCGGAAUCUACACUCUCCUAUUCAAAUUCAAUACCAGAGAUGUAUGUCAAUUAUGACUUUUUCAAAAACAAAUCUCCAAAUUACGAGUUAACGGAACCACCGCAAUUGCCCGCACAUUUGAACAAUGUCUUAUUAAAUAAAAUGUCAUUGAAUGAGCAGAAGAAUCAUGCUGAGAACGUACCUCAAUAUCUUGAUUCCAGCAGAGUAGAGUCGAAAAGACCACCGCUAAGAAGAGCCGAUAGUUCUUACUAUGCAUCGAAUAAGGAAGCUUAUCAUUUAUCUAUACCAAAUCACGUAAUUCUCAACCAUUUGAUGACGACUUCCAUUCGAAACGAUGUAUUAACAGUUGCUUGUAUCACAAGGUAUUCUGGAAAGUUCGUUACUCAAAUCAUGCAUUCACCCUCAGAUCCCUAA